AUGCCUCGAAAUCAUGCGGCCUCGGCUGUUCUGAACGCCUUCCCGAACGCUUCGGCUGCCGAGCGUGACGUCAGCUGUCACUCAGAGGACCAUAACGAGGAGGACAUCGUUGGUAUGGCACCAUCCGCGAUUCCACCAGCAUCUGAGACCGACUUGACAAAGGCCGCAAUCACACCCGCAAGGGCCACAGCCGCCUUGGUAGCAGACAAGGCGAAAAAGGCAGCAAAGCUGCGCAAGCUGCUUGUUCCCCUUUGCGCCUCUGUUGUCGCGGCCAAUUCUACAUUCCGCAGUAUUCCACUCCUUGCUUCCGCCGCCAAUGCCGGCGACGACGCCACAUCUGAUGCCAUGGACCAAAGCUUGUUGGGUUCUUUAGGGUGGCAUAGGUGGUGCUUGAGAAUGGACGUUACCAAGACUAAGAAUUAA
Colletotrichum navitas is the source of this 423-nucleotide messenger RNA. RefSeq lists its product as uncharacterized. The transcript has 2 exons. The record is from RefSeq and is a predicted model, not a curated record. Lineage: Eukaryota; Fungi; Ascomycota; Sordariomycetes; Glomerellales; Glomerellaceae. The coding region runs from base 1 to 423 and encodes 140 amino acids.